Molecule: messenger RNA, 611 nt
Organism: Alnus glutinosa
Lineage: Eukaryota; Viridiplantae; Streptophyta; Magnoliopsida; Fagales; Betulaceae
Exons: 3
Coding region: 36-611 (191 amino acids)
Source: RefSeq, a predicted model, not a curated record
GCAUAGUGCAGGCCGAGAGAGAGCGGGCUGACAGCAUGGAGCAGCGCAUACGACAGUUUGAUGCUAUGGAGCAGCGCAUGCGACAUUUUGAUGCUAUGGAGCAGCGCAUGCGACAUUUUGAGGCCUUCAUGUCCUCUACAGGAUUAUCGUUCGUAUGCCCUGGUGCUCAGCAGUCUUCACCCGCACACGUAGGUAGUACGUCAUCUGUUAGUAGUGCGCCUGCAGGUAAUGCGACAACGGUUGGUUCGUUGUCGCCUUCUGGACAAUUGCUGAGCCAACAAUCCCCUCUCGGGACUCCAUCGCCCGUUACACCAUCUCUUGCGGGACAAUCGACAGUUGGCGAGUUAGACAUUGCCAAUUACCGAAUUGAGGCCAUCGAGAUGGAAAGGGGGGCGAAUUACACAUGCAUGGGGCGGAACUUCAGUGAUUUGUGUAUGAACGACGACUCACCAGCUUUUAGCGACUGUAACAGCGAAAGAUUCGGUGAGUUUCAGACCGCUUCUUCGGAGAGCCAGCAACUCCUCAUCUCCUGCGCGGCGGAUAACUCGGACGAGCUGAUCCGCCAACUCGUCUCGAACCUAGAGUUCUGUUCGAUUGAGGAGCAAAAGUAA